CGACGCCGCCGGCAGCAGCCACGACAUUUACGCACCGGCCUCCGAACCGUGCACCCGUGACACGCGCGCGCUCCGAUCGAAAGUUUUCCACGUCGCUCGCCAUCAACGCAUCAAAUUGUGUAGUGCGUGAUCGUUGAUCUCCGUAUACCUGCGAUCACUGGUGGUUCACGUAGUACGCCUACUCUCGUACGUACACCGCGAAUACGAUUUAUAUUAUAUUAAAACCGUAAACGUAUGCCGAUCGUCUUCGCAACAAUUGAGGAGGAAAAAGAAUUUUAUGAAAUAAAAGAAAAAAUGACGCUUAGCUGGAAGAUUGGACGCAGUAUUUUUUCAACAAUAUACAAUGCCACGUAACCAUGAAGCCUUUACCGUUUAUGAUUCAUGUACUGCUGAUACUGAUAUUCAUAACCGUAAAUAAUUAUGGCAAUUGUAGACCACAAACAGGACAGCCAAGUCAACCACAAGCUGGAUCGCCUCUGGACUCAAAUAUUGGCAAUAACAAUAACAAUAUCAACAAUAAUAACAGCGCAAUACCUCGACGGGGUUGGCGGGGGGAAUGGCGGCGAACGGAUCCAGGCACGGUGUACAGUUCCAUUUGGAAAAGCAGUGAUCAGCCUCUUGGCAAAGCCGAGCUGUACAUAAUACUAGCUUUGUUGAUCGGUAUGGCCACCGUUAUAGUCGGCUGUUGGCUGUCGGACAAUUGCUGGUCACCCGAACCGGAACAACAUUACACUAUAGCGUGGCACGAUCGGCACCGAUGGAUAUAAAAUCGUCUGUGAUUGUUCUACUGGAUGGCGCACAAUAAAUAUACAAAAAUUAAAAUAUGUUUUGAUUUAAACUUGACCUCGCAUUUUUGUAUAAUACUACAUAUUCUGUAAAAUCAUUGACCGAAGAAACUAUUAAAUCGUAAAUCAACUUAAAAUUAACAACAACAAUAAUAUUAAUAAUUAUUAUUAUCGGUCGGAAGUGAUGGGUAAUUAAUUAAUAAUAUGGAAAUUUGUGUUAUGGGAUCGUAACGGUUUCUAACGGAGAUUUAUCGAUAUUUACGACAAAAAAAAAGAUACUGACUUUUGUUUCGUUAUAAAAAUGUCGUAAUAAAUUGUAUUUUUAGUCCAGCUGACUGCUGCUACGCUUGUUUGUCAUAUUUAUAAGCAUCCAAUUAAAAUAACACAGUUUUCCAUUUUUUUUUUUUUUAUUUUUAAAUUCAUUUUAUUAAAAACAUUACUAUACAACCAUUACUUAUAAUAAUCUAUAUCAUUUAUGAAACGUUAACUAACAUUGGUCUUAAACUCCAUAGACAUAUUCUAAAUAAAAUGUUGAAAUUAAUGUUUGAUAACAUUUAAUUAUUCCUCCAUUUACGAUCGUCCAAUGAUAUGAAUUAAAUUACUAUACUUAUACAUAUAAAGUUUAGAAUCGUUUCGUUUUAAUAGUAUCAUGUUAGUGAUGUAGCCGAUAUUAUAAAUCUUAACUUUUUUUUUAACUUGUACAUAAAAAGUAUUUUAUUAUCCAAUAAUGAAAUAGUAUUUUUAAAUUUAUAUACAAAACGUGACCCGUUCAAAUACAACCUUUCGUUACGUUGUAAACUUAUAUCAAAAUAAUAUGUAACCUUAUAAAAUCAUGCAUUUAACCGUUUGGGCAUGCAUUUUUCCUUCUAGUUGUCAAUUAUUUACAUGAUAUACACAUUUAUAUAUAUACAUAUACAUAUUAUAUAACAUAUAUAACUUAUGAUCGUGUAUACAUUUUUG
Melanaphis sacchari is the source of this 1745-nucleotide messenger RNA. RefSeq lists its product as uncharacterized. The transcript has 4 exons. The record is from RefSeq and is a predicted model, not a curated record. Lineage: Eukaryota; Metazoa; Arthropoda; Insecta; Hemiptera; Aphididae. The coding region runs from base 357 to 767 and encodes 136 amino acids.